AUGAGCCAGGUGUCUGAGGAAGACACAGACAGUUUCCUGCUUGAUCUUGACCAGUGGUGUGGACAGAUCCGCUGCAGCUUCCUCUUACAUCGUGACGCGAAAGGUCCGUGCUUCGCCCGGGCUUUGAUUCAAGAACAACUCUACAAAGGAGAGGAAUUUUAUUUUCAGAUUGAUAGCCACAUGCGUUUUGUGCAAGACUGGGAUACGCUCUGCAUAGAGCAGCUCCAGCUGUGUGAAAGCCCAAAUCCCAUCCUCACUACGUAUGGGUCCAGCUACAGUUUGCCAAAGAGCUACAGAGCUGGCACGCCUGAUUGUGCAGAGUUGAUAUCCAACAAGGCGUUAGCGAUCCUUUGUGCUGACACCUUUGGGGAUGCCAACCAGGAUGACCCCUUCCUUCGCAUCAAGACGCGAAGCUGUCGAAAGGGUUUUCUCCAGCCUCCCCCGGCAUUCUUUUGGACAGCACGCUUCUCCUUCUCUCGUGGAGAGGUCGUCCGCGAAGUUCCGUAUGACCCCCAUUUGCAAUAUGUGUUCUUUGGAGAAGAGAUCUCAAUGUCCGUGAGACUUUGGACUUCGGGCUGGGAUUGUUUCCAUCCAACCAAGGAGAUUGCAUUUCACUUGGCCAGUCGGGCGCAUAGGUAUUGGUUCCGAGAAGUUCAAACCCAAAAGGAGCAAGUGGAGCAUGAGCAGAAAGCCAAGUGCAGGAUUUGUGGCAUGUUGGGGACACCGUGGCAGCAUAAGCUCCAUCAGCCACCUGAAGCUCCCUUUGGCUUGGGGACACAGAGGACACUGGCAGCUUACGAAGGUUUCACCGGCGUCGAUUUCAAGCAGCUGCAGCUGGAGCCACGGGCAAUGCUCGGUGGCCAAAGCCCAGAAGUCUUUGCACCGCUAUGGGCCGAUGAGCAGAGGGAGAAGAUGCUGCUUAACAACCAGUUGAAGGAUGUCGAGUCAUGGGCAGGAAAGGGCAACAAGUCGGCUAACGCCAACAUAGCUGUCCUGGAGGCUGGCGUGAACUACAUUUGCUCGUGUCACCCACGGGUUGUCCUGCACAUACACCAUGCUUUGUUGCCUUGGCGCACGCCAGAAAAUGCCCUAGCAGCCUUUAUGUCAAUGUGA
This is a messenger RNA of Durusdinium trenchii, 1113 nucleotides long. The record is from the annotation of a GenBank genome assembly. Lineage: Eukaryota; Dinophyceae; Suessiales; Symbiodiniaceae.